Neoarius graeffei (lesser salmon catfish) is the source of this 6332-nucleotide messenger RNA. RefSeq names its product macrophage mannose receptor 1-like. The transcript is spliced from 23 exons. The record is from RefSeq and is a predicted model, not a curated record. Bases 54 to 6332 code for a protein of 2092 amino acids. NCBI's taxonomy places the organism in Eukaryota, Metazoa, Chordata, Actinopteri, Siluriformes, Ariidae.
ACUCCCGAUUGGUGGAAAAGAAAGGAGAGGACGUGAUACAAGGUCAAAAAACUAUGAGAGCCAUAUUUCAUCUUUUGCUGCUCUUAGGGUUUUGCACUAUGGAUUUCUGUCUCUCUCGCCAGUAUCACUUCAUUAAUAAGAAUAAAACUUGGGCUGAAGCGCAGAGAUACUGCAGAAAGUAUUAUGUUGACUUAGCCAGUGUUGAUAAUGCUGAAGAACAGCUGGCCCUGAUUAAAACAGUAGAUAUCAGGAACAACAAAGCAGUCUGGCUUGGGCUGUAUGAUGAUGAUGAUGCGAAUAGCUGGAAAUGGUCUCUGGAUGAUGAUGAUGAGGAGGAGGGAGAGACGAGCUUUCAAAACUGGUAUAUCCAGAAACCAGGGAACUGGUAUGAAAACAGACUGUGCACAAGCUUUUCAGGUUUUAAUGGAGUGUGGAAGGAGAAUAAUUGCUCUGAGGUGCUUCCAUUCAUUUGCUUUGAUCGGAGCACAAAUACCAGUGAAACAUAUGUCGUGGUUAAUCGGAACAUGACCUGGACUGAAGCUCAGAGAUACUGCAGAGAGCAUUACGCAGACCUGACGAGUGUGAGGAACAAGAAUGAGAACCAAAAGAUAAGAUCGUUAUUAUAUAAUUAUUUUUCUUAUUAUAAUAUAGUUUGGAUCGGCCUGUACAGAGCCAGGUCUUGGUCAGAUAAAAGCAACUCUUCUUUCAGCAACUGGAAAACAGGACAACCAGAUAAUUACGGACAGGAUGAAUCCUGUACUGCUAUAUUAUUUAAUGAUUCUGAUUCUGGGAAAUGGACCGAUGAAGACUGCAGUCAAACUAUCCCAUUCCUCUGCUACAACACAUCUUCCCAUGUGUACCACUUUGUAAAUGAGAAUAAGACCUGGACUGAUGCACAGAGGUACUGCCGAGAGUAUUACACUGACCUGGCUACUGUUGAUAACAUGAAGGAAAUAAAUACACUCCUUAAAACAGUAAAUACUAGUUACUCAGGUUUAGCCUGGAUUGGACUGUAUGAUGAUCUGGACAGCUGGAGAUGGUCUCUGGAUGAUGACAGGUUCUACAAAGAAGGAGAGAAAACGUUCAGGGGCUGGUACCAUGAACCUGAUAACUACAAUGGAAAAGAGCUGUGCGUUUUUAUCCGUUCUGAUGGGAAAUGGUCGGAUGGAGAUUGUAACAAUUCUUUGACUUUUGUUUGCCAUGAUGGAAGAAAUGUAACAGAAGGUUACAUCUGGGUUAACCAGUUCAUGCCCUGGACAGAUGCUCAGCAUUACUGUAGACAGCAUUACAAAGAUCUGGCCAGUGUGAGGAAUCGAGCAGAUAAUAAAAAAGUCCUCAACCUCACAGGAGGCUCUGAUGCUUGGAUUGGCUUAUACAGGACCAGACUCUGGUCAGACCAGCAUGGGUCCACAUAUGACAACUGGAGACCAGCCAUUCCUUAUAGUCCUGAACAACCAGACAAUGGUUUAUAUACUUUUUGGGAACAUGGCAAUCAGCAAUGCACUGCUGUAUCACUCAGCGAUUCAGGACAGUGGACAGAUGAGAACUGCUUCACCACAUUCCCAUUUAUCUGCUAUAACAAAUUCUGCACAGGAUCAUUAUGUACCCAUCAGUAUCACUUUGUUCCUGAGAACAAGACCUGGACUGAUGCACAGAGUUACUGCAGAGAGAAAUACACUGAUCUGGCCACCAUUGAUAACAUGGAGGACAUGAACAAGCUGCUUGACGCAGUAUAUGGCACCUACUCAGGUUUAGCCUGGAUUGGACUGUAUGAUGAUCUGAACAGCUGGAAAUGGUCUCUGGAUGAUGAUCUGUUCUACAAGGAGGGAGAGAGAAGCUUUCGAAACUGGUUUAAAUACAAACAGAGGAAGUGGUUUGGAAAUAUUUUGUGCGUAUACUUUUCAGGUUUCGAUGCAAUAUGGUGGGGAGCUUCUUGUUAUACCGCAAUGGCAUUCAUCUGCUUUGAUGGAAGGGGGGAUGCUAGUGAAAGGUAUAUCCUUGUUUAUCAGUACUUGAACUGGACUGACGCUCAGAGGUACUGUAGAGAGCAUCACACAGACCUGAUCAGUGUCAGGAACAAGACUGAGAACCAGAAGAUAAGAUCACUGUUAUAUAAUUAUAAUUAUAGUAGCAGCGUAUGGAUUGGCCUGUAUAGUAAAAGGUCUUGGUCAGAUAAGAGCAAUUCUUCUUUCAGCAACUGGUAUCCGGGGCAACCUGAUAAUUACGGACAGAGCGAAGUCUGUACUGCUGUUUUCACUGAAUCUGGGAAAUGGACAGAUGAAAACUGUGAUCAAGCUUUUCCAUUCUUUUGCUACAGUUCAACGCCAUCAAUUUCUCAUCAGUAUCACUUUGUCAACGAAAAGAAGAACUGGACUGAAGCACAGAUGUACUGCCGAGAGAAAUACACGGACCUGGCUUCCAUUGAUAACAUGGAAGAAAUGAACACACUCCUUAACACAGUAAAUGGCAGCUACUCAGGUUUAGCCUGGAUUGGAUUGUAUGAUGAUCUGGAUGAGUGGAGAUGGUCUCUUGAUGAUGAUGCUUUCUAUAAGGAGGGUGAGAGAGAGUUCAGAGGAUGGUACCGUGAACCCAAUAACUACAAUGGAAAAGAAAUGUGUGUUUCCAUGUACUACACUGGGGAAUGGUUUGAUCAGCAGUGUACUCAGAGACUGGGAUUUGUGUGUUAUAAUGGGACAAACAGCGUAUAUGUAUGGAUUUCUGAGGGAAUGACUUGGGAAGAAGCUCAGAGGUUCUGUAGAGCAAAACACACAGACCUGGCCAGUGUGAGGAAUGAGACUGAGCUUCAGCAGAUACUGAGUAUCACACAUGGCUUCGAUGUGUGGAUAGGUCUUUAUAGGAACCGACUAUGGUCAGAUCAGAGCAACUCAAUGUUUACAUACUGGAGACCAGAGAUUCAACCACAUAUAAUAUCCGAACCUGACAAUGGUUUGUAUUCAUAUGGACAAUUUGGAAAUCAACACUGCACCGCUAUGGAUUAUACUGGCAAAUGGACUGAUGAAAACUGUUUAGCCAGUUUCCCUUUCUUCUGCUACAGUGUAUCCACUCCAGGUGCUGUGAUAGGACUGCAAAUGAAAAUUCAAGUGAGGGGAAACAUGCUGGAUUCUCAGAUUAAAGAACUAGUGUUGAUGCAACUUCAACAAGAAUUCAUCAGCCUGGGGUUGUCAAGGAACUUCACUUUGAGAGUGAGGAACUAUCACUUCAUUAAUGAAAAUAAAACUUGGGCUGAAGCGCAGAGACACUGCAGAGAGAAUUAUAUUGACUUAGCCAGUGUUGAUAAUGCUGAAGAACAGCUGACCCUGACUAAAACAACAGACAUCAGGAACAGCAAGCGAACCUGGAUUGGACUAUAUGAUGAUCUGAAAAGCUGGAAAUGGUCUCUGGAUGACGAUUCUUUCUACAUGGAGGGAGAGAGACUUUUUGGAAACUGGUAUAUCGCGAAACCGAGUAACAAGGAUGGAAAAAGUUUGUGUGGGGUAUUGUCAGGAUUUAAUGGAGUGUGGCAGGAGAAUGAUUGCUCUUCAAUGCGUCCAUUCAUUUGCUUCGAUGGGAGAAUGAAUUCCCAUGAAAUAUACAUCCUAGUUGGUCAGAACAUGAACUGGACUGAAGCUCAGAAAUACUGCAGAGAGCAUUACACAGACCUGACCAGUAUAAGAAAUGAGACUGAGAACCAGAAGAUAAUAUCAUUAUUAUAUACUCAUAAUAGUAACAAUAACAAUCAUUACAACAUUGUUUGGAUCGGCCUGUACAGAACCAGAUCUUGGUCAGAUAAAAGCAACUCUUCUUUCAGCAACUGGAAACCUGGACAACCAGAUAAUUACGGACAGAACGAAUCCUGUACUGCUGUGUCACUGAAUUAUUCUGCGAAAUGGACAGAUGAAAACUGCAAUCAAAGUAUCCCAUUUCUCUGCUAUAGUCUGUCAUCAGCAUCCUCCCGUCAAUAUCGUUUUGUUAACAAGAAUAAAACCUGGAUGGAAGCACAGAGAUACUGUCGAGAGAAUUACACUGAUCUGGCUACCAUUGAGGAGGAAUCGAUGGAGGACGUGAACACGCUCCUUGAAACAGUAAAUACUAGCUACUCAGGUUUAGUCUGGAUUGGACUGUAUGAUGAUCUGGACAGCUGGAGAUGGUCUCUGGAUGAUGACAGGUUUUACAAGGAAGGAGAGAAAAUGUUCAGGGGCUGGUACCAUGAACCUGAUAACUCCAAUGGAAAAGAGCUGUGUGUUUUUAUCCGUUCUGAUGGGAAAUGGUCGGACGGAGAUUGUAACAAUUAUUUGACUUUUGUUUGCCAUGAUGGAAGAAAUGUAACAGAAGGUUACAUCUGGGUUAACCAGUUCAUGCCCUGGACAGAUGCUCAGCAUUACUGUAGACAGCAUUACAAAGACCUGGCCAGUGUGAGGAAUCGAGCAGAUAAUAAAAAAGUCCUCAACCUCACAGGAGGCUCUGAUGCUUGGAUUGGCUUAUACAGGACCAGACUCUGGUCAGACCAGCAUGGGGCCACAUAUGACAACUGGAGACCAGCCAUUCCUUAUAGUCCUGAACAACCAGACAAUGGUUUAUAUACUUUUUGGGAACAUGGCAAUCAGCAAUGCACUGCUGUAUCACUCAGCGAUUCAGGACAGUGGACAGAUGAGAACUGCUUCACCACAUUCCCAUUUAUCUGCUAUAACAAAUUCUGCACAGGAACAUUCUGCACCCAUCAGUAUCGCUUUGUUCCUGAGAACAAGACCUGGACUGAUGCACAGAGUUACUGCAGAGAGAAAUACACUGAUCUGGCCACCAUUGAUAACAUGGAGGACAUGAACAGGCUGCUUGAUACAGUAGAUGGCACCUACUCAGGUUUAGCCUGGAUUGGACUGUAUGAUGAUCUGAACAGCUGGAAAUGGUCUCUGGAUGAUGAUCUGUUCUACAAGGAGGGAGAGAGAAGCUUUCGAAACUGGUUUAAAUACAAACAGAGGAAGUGGUUUGGAAAUAGUAUGUGCACAUAUAUUUCUGGGUUUAAUAUGCUAUGGUGGAACGCCCCUUGUCAUGACACAAUUCCAUUCAUCUGCUUUGAUGGAAGGGGGGAUGCUAGUGAAAGAUAUAUCCUUGUUUCUCAGUACAUGAACUGGACUGACGCUCAGACGUACUGUAGAGAGCAUUACACAGAUCUGACCAGUGUGAGGAACAAGACUGAGAACCAGAAGAUAGGAUCAUUAAUCUAUAGUCAUUUUAGAAUUGCAUGGAUUGGCUUAUACAACACAUGGUCUUGGUCAGAUCAGAUCAACUCCUCUUUCAGCAAUGGGAAUCCAGGACAGCUAGAUAAUGAUGGACAGAUCAAAGUCUGUCCUGCUGUUUUUACUAUAUCUGGGUCAUGGGCAGAUGAAAACUGUAGAGAAACGUUUCCAUUCUUCUGCUACAGUUCAAUGUCAUCAACCUCUCAUCAGUAUCACUUUGUUGAUAAAAACAAGACCUGGACUGAAGCACAGAUGUACUGCCGAGAGAAAUACACGGACCUGGCUUCCAUUGAUAACACAGAAGAAAUGAACACACUUCUUAACACAGUAAAUGGCAGCUACUCAGGUUUAGCCUGGAUUGGAUUGUAUGAUGAUCUGGAUGACUGGAGAUGGUCUCUUGAUGAUGAUGCUUUUUAUAAGGAGGGUGAAAGAGAGUUCAGAGGAUGGUACCAUGAACCUGAUAAUGACAGUGGAAAAGAAAUGUGUGUUUCCAUGAAUCACAUAGGGGAAUGGUUUGAUCGGCAGUGUACUCAGAGACUGGGAUUUGUUUGCUAUAAUGCCUCAGGUACAAACGGCGUAUAUGUAUGGAUUUCUGAGAGAAUGACUUGGGAAGAAGCUCAGAGGUCCUGCAGAGCGAAACACACAGACCUGGCCAGUGUGAGGAAUGAGACUGAGCUUCAGCAGAUAGUCAGUGUCAUACAUGAGAACUAUGAGGUAUGGAUAGGUCUAUAUCGGAACCGAUUAUGGUCAGAUCAGAGCAACUCGACGUUUACAUACUGGAGACCAGAGAUUCAACCACAUAUCAUAUCCGAACCUGACAAUGGUUUGUAUUCAUACGGACAAUUUGGAAAUCAACACUGCACCGCUAUGGAUUAUACUGGCAAAUGGACUGAUGAAAACUGUUUAGCCAGUUUCCCUUUCUUCUGCUACAGUGGUGCUGUGAUAGGACUGCAAAUGAAAAUUAAAGUUCGAGGAAACAUGCUGGACUCUCAGAUUAAUGAACUGGUGUUGAUGCUAUUUCGGCAAGAACUAAUCAGACUGGGGAUGUCAAAGAACAUCAAUCUGAGAGUCAGAAACAUCCGUAAGAUCAGCCAGUGA